UUAGCUAUCGGGAUAUACACACGUUGUUUAUGUACGUCUGCGAUAUAAACAGUAUUAGUGACACUCUUCCAGCCAUGUCUACGGCUCUUGUCUCUGCAUUUUAUGAUGUUAGGGAAGUUCUCUAUCAGAACAGGAAAAAUGACCAAUUGAAAACACACUGUGUUAUGGAGCGGAGAGCUACAAUUGGCUCAUCUUCAAACCUGACACAGAACAGGAAUUUGUCGACCAACGGAGCUUUCAUCCCUUUGAGUAAACCUCAGAGCAUCCCUGUCACAGGGCACCCUACCACACUGAUCUCAAAUCUGAACAGGGACACUACCCAAGUCAGGGAACAUAGAAAAUUGGACAGGAGUAUGAGUGAACCAGUUGGUGAUAGAAACCUAAACAACCUCAACAGAAACAGAGUGCAGCAACAACAAUCACAGGAACAACCACCUAACAUUAAUUCCAGUCGGUACAAGACUGAAUUAUGUCGACCAUUCGAGGAAAGUGGACAUUGUAAAUACGGUGACAAGUGUCAAUUCGCACAUGGUGGUUUGGAGCUUCGUACUUUAUCUCGUCACCCCAAGUACAAAACGGAAUUAUGUCGUACUUAUCAUACUAUUGGGUUCUGUCCAUACGGACCACGGUGUCAUUUCAUUCACAACGAGGAGGAGAGGAAACUUGCAAUGGCUAUGGAAGCACAGCAGCAGCAACAACAACAGAAUAGCACAGCAUCACAAGCCAUGGUGAGUCGUCAUUCUCCUCCACCCUCUGUGCCUUCACCUCAGCUCAAGAGACCAUCUACUAUCAAUUUCAAUUCUAGUUUCAAUGGAAGUAUGGGAUCUACUGAUUCAAUUUCGACCCCGUCCAGUGCUAGCGAAAGUCCAAGUCUUAGUCCAACUUUGUUUACGGAGGAACUUUUACACGGACUUCAACAUGUGCCUACCCACCACCAUUCUAGUGCCUCGAGCAGUACCUCCAGUAGUCCUGUAUUCAACUAUUCAUCGUCACCGGAGUUCAACUAUCAAUCUCUCAUGACCCCUCUCAAUGUUCAAACACAGGGGAACACGGACAUGAAUAUGCUACAGCAACAAUUCAACGCAAUUUUGAACAUUAGCCAGAAUCAGCAGAACAAUAACCAGUGUGUGUUCACAGAAAUGGACUCGUUCGUUGCUCCCCCUUCUCCUCCGGACAGUAUCUCCGGAGACAGUGUGGGCAGUGUCAGCAGCCUUAGUAGCAAUGCCUCCAGUGGAUUUACGAACACUUGUGGUACUGCCUUAGACAUUAGCAAGUCUCUCCGUCUUCCCAUCUUCAACAGGUUAUCGCAAGAUGACUGAACUUUGUGUUACCUUUUUGUGUUGGAUAACAUUCAAGUGUCAAAAUUUGAAUAUAUGGAGUUUUAUUUUCAAAGCUGAAUUAACUUGAAAUCUCAUCAUUUUUAUGUGCUUAUAAUUUUCAAAUUCCAAGGAGGACAUAACCUUGUUAAAAAUGUGUACGUGUUGAAACAAAAUGUUUAUUACAGCGUUUUGUUUAAUUAUUGUAAACAAGAAAAUGUUUGGGUUUCAAGUUCAGGGUGCUGAAAAAAUAAAUGUUGCAAGUGUGUAUGACAUAGCUGUAUGUUUUGAGAGAGUUUGAAAGUAUUACUUUUUUGUAAUUUUAUACAAAUUUAUUUAUGUACGUGGUGUAAAUUUAUUAAUAUAAAAGUUCCAUUCCUUUGUGAAAGUAUUUAUUUUGUAAAAUUGAGAGCAGCAGGGCCAAUAAUAUUAUCACCUUUCAGGUGGUUAUAUAAUUGAGGCAUUGAUUUUAUUUGCAUUGAGAGAGUUACGUGGUAACUUUCUGUACUUGGGACCCAAAAUACAUAGCAAAAAGCAUUUGCAAUGUAUAAUUCCAUUUCUUAUUCAUUUUAUUCAAAAUUUUGAGUAUAGACUAGAGCGCAAGUUCUAAAUUACUAUUUUAACAAGUGCCUUAUUAAAUUAUUAUUUUAUUGACAACAGACUAAGCAGGUCGGACAUUUUGUGCUACAAAUAAUGUUGAUAUACAGGCAUAUUUUUCCAUCUAUAAAAAAUCCAUUUCUUUUGACAUAGCAAUUUCAUUGAUAAUACCAAUUUAUUUAAUUUUUGUAUCGAGUUAUUUAUUACAACUAAAUCUAUGCAUUUGAUUGUCACAAAAGAUGUGUAUGAAGUUGGGAGAUCCCCUUUUACAAGCUAAGAGGUGGCUGUGUGAGAAAUGUUACAUUUUGUUUAUAUUUCGUUAAAUUAUGAAGACAUCACCAAAGACAUGGUUUACUAUGUAAUUCACAUUUUUCAACUUUCAUGGAAUCCAUAGUGUAUAAUAUUCAUCAUUUUGUAUUUAUGGCAAUUGCCCAAAAUUGUUUGAAUGCAAAUUAAAUUUUCAAUGCUUUAUAA
Molecule: messenger RNA, 2387 nt
Organism: Ylistrum balloti
Lineage: Eukaryota; Metazoa; Mollusca; Bivalvia; Pectinida; Pectinidae
Product: mRNA decay activator protein ZFP36L2-A-like
Exons: 2
Coding region: 30-1319 (429 amino acids)
Molecular function (GO): metal ion binding; mRNA binding
Source: RefSeq, a predicted model, not a curated record